AUGGCAGCAGGAGGUGGUUUACCGGACGAUUGCUGGGAAUAUGUGAUAUCCAAACUAGUAUGUGAUAACCAUUGGUACUUAGAUACUCUAUCCCUUGUUUCCAAACAGUUCCUCUCCAUCACAAACCGUUCUGUUUAUUCCUUAGCAUUAAUCUGCAAUCCAUGGCCACUCUAUUGCCUCUUCCAAAGGUUCCCAAACCUCAAAUCCCUCGACCUCUCUGGCUUCCGCGGUGACCUAAACACACUUCUCUCUCGAUUCCCUCCUUGGUGUUCCAUCACUUCUCUCAACCUCUCCAACCACCCCACCUUCCCCGUAUUAGGGUUGCAGACUAUUCUCAAAAACACCACUAUAUCAUCAACCUUGACCUCUCUGACUUGUUCAAAUAUUAUUUCUCUCAAAUCUAUUGAUAUAACCUUCAUUGCAGAUUCUUUCCCGUUCCUCCAAGAUUUGAAUAUCAGCUUUCCCCUAGGAUUGAGCGGCUAUGAGGAUUACAACAAUGCUCUAAAGGUUCUUACUCAAAAGCUUUCAAAACUCUGCAAGGUUAAUCUCAGUGGUAACAUUGAUGAUUCAUCCCUCCUUCAACUGUGUUUGAACUGUGAGUUUCUAGAAGAGGUGGUUUUGUUUUAUUGCCCUCGCAUAACAGAUGAUGCACUUGACCCUCCUCCUUUGAGGAAACUUGUCCUCAAAGAUUGCUCCAACUACACAUAUUCUGGGAUAUAUUAUUUAUUGUCAAAGUGUCAAUCACUGAAGCAUCUAGAUAUUCAAAAAGCAACGUUUUUGAAUGAUCCACUUUUCAAUAAGCUGUGCGCUUUUCUUGGUGAUUUGGUGUUUAUUAAUGUGAGUGGUUGUGAAUUGCUCACCAAUUUUGCCUUGUUUGCACUCCUUAAGAACUGUCCUUUACUCACUGAGAUCAAAAUGGAGUCAACAGGAAUUGGAAAGGUUUCAAUGCCGUCACAGGAUUUGGUUGUAUACCAUCAAGUGAAGUCUCUCCAUUUGGCUUCCAAUUCAUGUUUGCGAGAUGAAGACAUCCACAUGUUUGCUUUCCUGUUUCCUAAUAUGCAACUUCUUGAUUUGAGCUCUUGCUUUUACAUUAAAGAAGGUAUUGAUAUAGUGUUAAAGAAAUGUCGUAAGAUUAGGCAUUUUAAAUUUGUCCGGUGCCGACAAGCUAAUCUAUGUUUGAUCAACUAUGAAGCUUCCAAACUCGAGAGAAGGGAGUGA
Messenger RNA from Medicago truncatula (barrel medic), 1218 nucleotides. Its product is annotated as F-box/LRR-repeat protein 4. The transcript is spliced from 3 exons. Gene Ontology annotation, biological process: SCF-dependent proteasomal ubiquitin-dependent protein catabolic process. Lineage: Eukaryota; Viridiplantae; Streptophyta; Magnoliopsida; Fabales; Fabaceae. Gene Ontology annotation, cellular component: SCF ubiquitin ligase complex. Bases 1 to 1218 code for a protein of 405 amino acids. The record is from RefSeq and is a predicted model, not a curated record.